Messenger RNA from Xyrauchen texanus (razorback sucker), 6498 nucleotides. RefSeq names its product mitogen-activated protein kinase kinase kinase 3-like. Gene Ontology annotation, biological process: protein phosphorylation. The record is from RefSeq and is a predicted model, not a curated record. Gene Ontology annotation, molecular function: ATP binding; protein kinase activity; protein binding. Lineage: Eukaryota; Metazoa; Chordata; Actinopteri; Cypriniformes; Catostomidae. The coding region runs from base 1489 to 3390 and encodes 633 amino acids. The transcript is spliced from 19 exons.
CGAGCGUACACAACGUCUAUGUGCUUACCCUUGAACGUGUAAUGGAAAUUAUGGGAUGCAAAGAAAAUUUGGUCACCGAAGUCGAUAAAAAACAUCGUGAGACAAUUUUGAUCCUUGCACGUGCAUUGACAUGACGAACUUUUGGCUAGAUUUGAUGGAAGAGAGCGUAUGGGUUCCGGUGAACGAACUGCUUUUUCGCUGUCAGGAAACUCAUUGCGUUUAAGAUUCAUUCUAGCAUCUGCUGAUUAUCAUCAUCAUCGUCACGAGAAUGCAUGGACUAAUGUAGCCUAAAGAAUCUCAUCUCCCGCUGAAUAUCACCCAGAUAACGUCAACGGCCAUCGGGGAGGAUGUUUUUCGCGCUUUCGCGGAGUUAUAAGUUGUCAUGCAAGUCGCAGACAUCAACGGAAAGGGGAAUUUGUUCGCGAAGUUGAAGCACGCGCACCAUUUCUUUUGUCCAGAUUAUCGACUGCGGGAUUUCUGUGCAAUUAUCUUCUAAUGCGUUUUUCGGUUUUAGUUUGGUAAAGUGGAUAUACGACGGCUGCUUUCACUGUCACAUGCCUUCCUUCGUAAACAUUUGUCGCAAAAUAAUGAGAAGAAUGUCCGAGCAUCGAGCUGAGGGCUCGUUUUAUUUUUCAUGCGGUAAUACAAAGUUAUCACGCGCAGGUGUUGGAUUAAUGAUUUCGUGCGAAAAGUAGCCUAAUCGAGGCGCAUUAAGAUAGAAAAGUCAAAAGUACCCGUUCGUACCGUGAACUGACCAGGCACAUCGACGGAGGGAGAAAAAAAAAUCUGCAAACCUAGCAGGAAAAGAAGCCAUCAAAAUUACGGAAAUCGCUUCGUUCUUUUCCUCCAGUCUGCGAUUACAAAUGGAUUUUGUGAGAGCAACUCUUUCCUCAGCGCCAGGGUAGUGUUAUUAUAAGACAUUCUUAACCAUUGGAUAUUAAGUUUAUUAUUCAGAUUUGCUUAUUUGUCCAAGUAAGCAAUGUUCGAACUGAUUAUUGUUUUAUCGCUUCAUGAAAUGUCAAAAUUUCAGUUGUAGUCACUAGACUGUCACCUUACGCCUGUUGUUCUCCUCGCUGCUUUGAGGAAUAAGAUUUAUCCCUGGAGUGGAAUAUCAUGGGUGAUAUGGGAGACCCUGAGGGGUCUGCGCACCUGGAAGCGCUUUAGCAAUGGCAGCGGCCUGUCCACUUGGCCCUCAGGUGGAGAGACUGGACAUCUGUGGACAGACAUAUUGAUUUAACUGUGCGAAUAAGGUUUCUCCAGACAGUAUACACCGAGUUCCAAGAGAAGGGUCAGAGAGUGGAGAAGACCUCCUCACCUGCAGGUAGAAGGUCACCUGUUCUUCACCCAAAGCUCAGGAAGAGCAGAUAACAUCUCAGAAAGACAUCAGAAAGUCACAAGGAAAAGCCAUUGAUGGGUGAAACUAGAGGGCCGUGUGUGUGAGGACCUCCAAACCUGAACUCUGAACAAGAGCACACACACACCGCCAAAAUGAACGGUCUGACAGGCAAGUUUUGCUCAAGUGGGACACCAGAUGAGAGACAGGCUCUCCAUUCAAUUAUGAAGGAUCUGGUGGCCCUGCAGAUGACUAGGCGCCAGCCCACCUCAACUUAUGACACAACAAAACCAAAACCUGUCAGCACUGCAAGCUCAUCCAACAGAAUGGAUGAUGUUAGGAUUAAAUUUGAGUUUUGCGGUGAAAGAAGGAUUCUGAUGUUUGGGCGGCCUGUGCAGUUUGAAGAAAUCCAGCAGAAAGUCAAAACAUUCUUUGGUCAGCAGUUGGACUUGCAUUAUAUGAAUAAUGAGCUGUCUAUCCCCCUGCGUAGUCAGGAUGACUUGGAUAAAGCCAUUGAUCUGCUGGACCGCAGCUCAAACAUGAAGAGCAUCAAGAUUUUGCUGCUGACACAGGAACAAAGCAAUGCCUCUUCUCCAUCUCAUCACACGGUAUGUAAGCAGGUCCGCAUGAAAACAUCUCAGUCCACUGGUGAUGUCAGCACUGCCUACCAGUCCUCGGAACCAAGAGGACGCCACCACUCUACCAGCUCUCAAAAUACUGGGCGAAGUUCUCCGCCGCCUGGUUAUGUUCCUGAGCGUCAACAGCGAAUCGCACGUCAAGGAUCCUAUACCAGCAUCAAUAGUGAGGGGGAGUUCAUACCUGAAACCAGUGACCAGUGUGUGCUUGAUCCUUGGAGCAGCGCAGAAAACUCAGUGUCUGGCAGCUGUCAAUCACUGGACAGCAACUCUGACAGCCCCUCACUCAGGAAGCCUCGCACGCACAGGGUUAAAAGUUACCCUGACAACCGGCAAGACUGUGCAGACCGGGAAAACCACGUAAAUGAUAAGAUUGUGGGAAAGGGAGGGACGUUCCCUCGGAGGUAUCACGUGUCCCUGCACCAUAAAGACCAAAGUGAAGGUCGACGGACAUUUCCACGGAUCCGCCGGCCUCAGGGUAACCUAUUUACAUUGGUGCCAUCACGGCGAUCACUGAACGGCAGUGAGGAGAGUUUGGGGAGCUGGCAGCUAGUUGAUGCGCAGGCCAGACUCCGCCCACAGGACCGCGCAGUCCCUCAUAAGUCCCCUACAGCUCCAGUGACGUGGCGUAGAGGGAAAUUGCUUGGUCAGGGUGCUUUUGGGAGGGUGUAUCUAUGCUAUGAUGUGGACACAGGCAGAGAACUUGCAGCUAAACAGGUUCAUUUUGACCCAGCCAGUCCAGAGACCAGCAAGGAGGUGAGCGCACUAGAAUGUGAGAUACAGCUGUUGAAGAACCUGCACCACGAACGAAUCGUCCAGUACUACGGUUGCCUUAGAAACCACAAUGAGAAAACCCUCACCAUUUUUAUGGAAUUUAUGCCAGGGGGCUCAGUCAAAGACCAGCUGAAGGCCUAUGGGGCUUUGACGGAGAAUGUUACACGAAAGUAUACCAGACAGAUCCUGGAGGGCAUGUCCUACCUGCACAGCAACAUGAUAGUCCACAGGGACAUCAAAGGUGCCAACAUCCUACGAGAUUCAGCUGGCAAUGUGAAGCUGGGAGAUUUUGGCGCCAGUAAGCGACUUCAGACCAUCUGCAUGUCCAGCACUGGUGUGCGUUCUGUUACCGGAACACCAUACUGGAUGAGUCCAGAAGUGAUCAGUGGAGAGGGGUACGGGAGGAAGGCAGACGUCUGGAGUCUCGGCUGCACUGUGGUGGAGAUGUUGACAGAAAAGCCUCCGUGGGCUGAAUUCGAGGCCAUGGCAGCCAUAUUUAAGAUCGCUACUCAGCCUACAAACCCCCAGCUUCCCUCUCACAUCUCCGAGCACACGCGGGACUUCCUCCGCUGCAUCUUUGUGGAGGCCAAAUACAGACCAAGCGCGGAGGAGCUGCUCAGACAUCCCUUCUCCCAGAUCUUGUGCUGAUGAGGCCCACCAUCCAGAGGAACCAGUUCCUCUGUUGAAAACAUUUUAAGGGCUGUUCAAAGACUCAAGUCGUGAUAAGCUCAUUACAGUAUAUAAAAGGCAAUCUACUCUUCCAGAGCAUGUGACCUGCAUGCAACCAAUCAGCUGUUGCCAGGAUGAGGUCACAAAACAUUUUUUUCUUUGAUGGUUUAAUGAGAUGUGAUGUCUCUGUAACAGCAGGGGGCACUACAGGAUUAUUUAGUGCUGUAACGCUUUUAUUUCAGGAAGUGAUUGACAUCACUUAAAAGGAUGAGCAGAAAUAUGAUACUGCUUGGACUUUAGGGCAAAUAAGCUGCUUCAGACUGGAAUCUGGCUAUGUUCGGAAUUGAAUAUUAUAUUACUACUUAAUGAAUACUGCACAGUAUAAACUAUGUACUGCCUAAUAUCUAUUUUAAAUUACAGUUUCACAAACUGUGUUUGUCUCAUGACCUCAUCGCGUUGAAUGUUUAAUUCCAUAUGCAGUUAUUAUUUUGGACAUAAAAGCAGUUAUUUUGCAGUCCAUAAAAAAAAAAUUACUUCAGCUAUUACUUCUGCUUCAUUCAUCACGCUGAAAAUGGAAGGUCAAGUCAUGCGCACAAUAUGUAUCUCAUAUACAGUAUUCCAUGCAGUAAGCUCUGUCUGAGUUUGGAAUAGCAUACUACUCGUACUAUUUCUGCCAUACAGCAAUAAUAGUAAGGGUAGAAUGGUAGUAUGCUAUUUUGAACAAAGCAUCUCAGUAAAAGCAUCUAAUAUAAAUAAUUUUUGCAAAUUUAGUGGGUCAUCCGGUUGUUCUAUGCAUACAGUACAUUCUAUAUAUUGCAGCAAAAGUAAGAGUAGUAAGCUACUAUGCUAUUCCGAACAUGCCUUCAUUACAAUAACCACCAAAUGUGCCUUCUAAAGCCAAAAAGGCCUAUCUCAGUGACCCUUGAAUGAGUGUGCUGACAUAAGAAUGUCUCCUAAUAAUGAAUGUUUCAUACAGUCUGCCCCAGAUUUAUCAAGUUAAAGUUUUUCCUGUUCCAUACAGAAGUCACAGCGCUUCUCCAUGUGUGCCUAUUGUUUAAGUCUCCAUGACUCCAGGCACUUGGUGUUAAAGGAAAUGUAAUAGUUAUGUCAUGGAUUGUUCCUGCCUUAAAUGAGUGUGCAUGAAAGGUCCUGUGCCCGUCAGCCUCACUUGAGGUAUGAGGUUUGCAUUUAUAUGUCACUGUGCCAUCUGUGCUUCUGAAAAAGAUUCAUCUGUUAGAUCUCGAUAAAUGCCAUGCUUGCUCGGGGGGUAAAUUGCUUUUCCCAGAAUUGCACUUCUUUGAUUCUUCCUUAACUAUUUUAAACUGUGACAGAAUAUGCCCUAAUAUUUUUGGUUUAAUGCCAAAAAGUGUUAUAGUUAAAAGUUCUUAGACUUUAGAAAUAGUUUUGUACCAUUAUAGUGCCUUAUAUUGCACAGUGGCCUCCUCCUAAAGAACUUGUAAAGUACUUAAGAUGCAGCUAAUCUCAUUAAUAAUAUUCCUGUGAGAAGAUUCCCAUGGUGAAAUUUAAGAUUGGGAUUCAUGUAAGGUAUUUUGUUACUGAACUGAUUAUUUUGGUCGUGGUGAGACAUCGAAAACACAUUUGGAAGUUUUCUCUCAGACGCAGCCAAAGAAAAGUCUCUCUUAAAAAGUGUUGUGCCUUAAAUGUCCUAUGGCAGUAUAUAGGGCUCUUUUGAAUCAGAUGCACUUUUGUUUAAUGAAUGUUGAAUUUACCACAUUUUUCAUUUGUUACACAAAAUGUGAAGCCUUGAACACUUUUAUUUAUAUCCCAAUGUUCAGCCAUUUUUUUAUAUACUAUAUAUAUAUAUAUAUAUAUAUAUAUAUAUAUAUAUGUCUAAAUCUAUUUUUAUAUAGUAACUUCAGAGCGUUAGAAAUCAAAUUGUGCUUUUAGGAACAGACGAUGAGUCACAGAAUCUUUAGAAACAAAAAGAUUUGUAAAAGCAGCUGGUUUUGCAGAGAUUACAGUAUGAUUUUUUUACAUGUUUAUUUCUGACUGGACAAUGAGCUCUGGCUGUUUAUUCUGUGCUUGACCUGUGCAAGUCAAAAUUCUUCUGUACUCUAAAUUUUACUUAGUGUAUUUGUAUGAUCUAUGUCAGUUUCUGUUUAUCUGUCUGCUUUUUCCCCAAGGAAAUGACAAAAAAUCCAAUACAAACUGGGUUUUGGUGCCCAGUGUUGUUGCUGGAAGUGACCAGUUCCUUCAAUCAAACUUUCUAAAAUAAGAGCAUUAUUCACAGAAAUGCAUUAACACAUGUUGUUGCAGUUUAGGAAAGACUUGCAGAGGUUUUGCCUUUAUGUUAUUCAGAGCUUCAGCAUAGAAAAGGUCAAUUUUUUAUGUUAAAGAAAUAGUUCAGUAAAAAGAUUUAAAUUCUUUCAUCAUUGGGUGAGUAAAAGAUGACCAUUUGUAUUUUUGGUUAUGAAUGAGAACACUCAGUAGUUGAUGGUAUUGAGGUUGAUGUAAUUCAGAAUUAUGCAGUAAGUGUUAAGCAUUGUUAUGUAGAAUGUGAGUACAUGGGACUUGGGAUGUGUGAACUAGGAAGCGUGUCUGUAAAGGCAUUAAGCUUUCUUUGUGAGUGUGUUGAGAGAUGAGUGAGAUAGGUCAAUGCCAGGGGGAAAAUUUCCACUCAGUUUGACGACUUUUGUUUAGCUCAGGGUUUAAGUGAAAUGUGUCCAUCACGUGGGCACACAAACACUGACCACAGGACCAAGAUAUUAUUAUUUUGGCCUUUUCAAAACCAUAACAAUUGGAUCAAAUGAGAUCUCAAAUAGCUGCUAGUUAUUGUUUAGGCAACUAUGAAUCAGUAUUGUACCAAAGGUCCUGUCUCAGAAAAAUGCCACAGUAAGCAUAGUUUCGAAGAACCCUGGGAUAAGCAAAUGAACAUAAACCAGUAUGUUAGAUAAACAGUAUACCAUCAUGGUUAUGUAUCUUGACAUGAGACUUGCAGUGCAAAGUCCGGCAUAUCAGUUAUUUUCAAAUAAAAUAAAAUGCACAAAAACCUUAUUUCAUUUGAAGUGUCCUUGAUUUUAAUCGUGUGCGCGGUGGUAUUUAUCACUUUGUGGGGACCAAAUGUUC